This is a messenger RNA of Funneliformis geosporum, 630 nucleotides long. The record is from the annotation of a GenBank genome assembly. Lineage: Eukaryota; Fungi; Glomeromycota; Glomeromycetes; Glomerales; Glomeraceae.
AUGUUUCAUAAUUUCACUAAACACUUACAAAAACGAAAUGCAAUUUCUCGUUUGAUUUGUAAUUUACCAAGAAAAGAUCGAUUUCAUUUUCAAGUAUCAAAUUCUAUAUCUAUACGAUCAUCUUUUAUCCAUUCAACUAAAUAUUCAUUCAAAGAUGAAUUUCAUUCUCAUCCUAAUUCUUUUCAAGUUCAUUCGGAUCCUUCCCACUCUUCCACUCAAUCAACUUCCUCCGAUAUUUCUUCGACAUCUCAACACAAUUCCAAAGCUCGUCUUUUAAUAGCAUUCACAUGCAAAGUAUGUUCCUAUCGUUCUACCAAAACAAUGUCAAGGCAUGCUUAUGACCAUGGUGUUGUCAUCAUACAAUGUUCUUCGUGUCAAAAUCGUCAUUUAAUAGCGGAUCAUUUAGGUUGGUUUAGGGAUGGUAAAACUACAAUUGAAGAUUUAAUGCGUGAACAAGGUGAAAAAGUAUUAAAAUUUGUUGAUAAAACUAGAUUAGAUGUAUUAGAAUGGUGCCCUGACAUUAUAAACGAAGAAAAAAGGAAAUUAAAAGAAUUAAAGAAAUCUAAAAAUAGAAAAGAACUUAGUUUAGGGUUAAAUGAAAAGGAUAAAGUUGAUAAACCUGAUCAGUAG